Molecule: messenger RNA, 2557 nt
Organism: Drosophila subpulchrella
Lineage: Eukaryota; Metazoa; Arthropoda; Insecta; Diptera; Drosophilidae
Gene: Nct
Product: nicastrin
Exons: 7
Coding region: 96-2192 (698 amino acids)
Biological process (GO): Notch receptor processing; protein processing
Cellular component (GO): membrane
Source: RefSeq, a predicted model, not a curated record
UUUUUAGAAUAUUUACCAUGGCGAGUAUUUGACCAUCUCUAGUUUACAAUUUACACAUCACUAUUCUUCUGGACGCGAUUUCGUGGGUUUCUUCGAUGGAAAAGCGUCUGAAUGCGGCUACAAUAUGGCUGCUGAUACUGUUGUAUGGGGCUACCACUGCUCAGGGCGAAAGAACGCGCGAUAAGAUGUACGAGCCCAUAGGAGGAGCCAGUUGCUUUCGCCGGCUGAAUGGCACCCACCAGACUGGGUGUUCCUCCACCUACUCCGGAUCCGUGGGCGUACUCCAUCUGAUAAACGUUGAGGCCGAUCUGGAAUUCCUACUGACCAGUCCACCAUCGCCUCCAUACGCCCCCUUGAUACCACCCCACCUGUUCACUCGCAGCAACCUUAUGCGCCUGAAGGAGGCCGGUCCAAAGAACAUUUCCGUGGUGCUGCUGAUCAACAAAACGAACCAGAUGAAGCAGUUCUCGCACGAGCUCAACUGUCCUAAUCAGUAUAGUGGUCUGAACAGCAGCACCGAGACCUGCGAUGCCAGCAAUCCGGCCAAGAACUGGAAUCCCUGGGGCACUGGCCUGCUGCACGAGGACUUUCCCUUCCCCAUCUACUACAUAGCUGAUACGGAUCAGGUCAACAAGCUGGAGAAGUGCUUUCAGGACUUUAACAAUUACAACUACGAGACGCACGCCCUGCGCAGUCUGUGUGCUGUCGAGGUCAAGUCCUUUAUGUCGGCCGCAGUCAACACCGAGGUCUGUAUGCGGCGCACCAACUUCAUCAACAACCUGGGCGGCAGCAAGUACUGCGAUCCGCUCGAGGGACGCAAUGUGUACGCCACCUUGUACCCCCGGAAACCAGCAGCUGAGAACAAAACGGAGAUUGUUCAUACGAAUGAAAAGUUCAUACUAGUUUCCUGUCGCCUGGACACUGCGACCAUGUUUGACGGUGUCGGUCUAGGAGCCAUGGACUCCCUUAUGGGCUUGGCUGUGUUUACCCAGGUGGCGUAUCUUUUACGACAACUACUGCCGCCUCAAAGCGCGCUGCCCGAUUCCCUGCGAAAUGUCCUCUUUGUGACUUUUAAUGGCGAAUCGUACGACUACAUUGGCUCGCAGAGAUUUGUUUACGAUAUGGAGAGCCUCCACUUUCCUUCUGAGUCUACAGGCAGCCCGCCUAUUGCAUUUUACAACAUUGAGUUUAUGCUGGACAUUGGCACACUGGACGACAUAACAAACAUUAAGCUGCAUGCGCUGACUGGUACACCGUUGGCUCAGAAAAUUCUAGAGCAACUGAACAACUAUGCCAAUUCGCCACGCUAUGGGUUCAACCUCAACAUUCAGUCUGAAAUGAGUGCCCACUUACCGCCAACAUCGGCGCAAUCCUUUUUGCGACGUGAUCCAAAGUUCCCGGCUCUGAUUCUGAACGCACGGCCAACCAACAAGUACUACCACUCAAUCUACGAUGAUGUGGUUAAUGUGGAUUUCACCUAUGCGAACACCAGCAAGGACUUCACCCAGCUGGCGGAAGUAAACGACUUUAAGACCUUGAAGGCAGAUUCACUGCAAAUGAAAGUGCGCAACGUUUCCUCUAUUUUGGCCUUGGCGCUCUAUCAGACGCUUACUGGAAAGGAGUACACGGGCACCAAGGUGGCCAAUCCCGUUCUGGCGGAUGAGUUUCUUUACUGCUUCCUGCAAUCGGCAGACUGUCCACUUUUCAAGGCGGCAUCCUAUCCGGGCAGUCAGUUAACAAACUUGCCCCCCAUGCGCUAUAUAAGUGUCUUGGGCGGAUCUCAGGAGUCAUCCGGCUAUACAUACAGACUGCUGGGCUACCUCCUGUCGCAGCCAAAGCCAGACAUUCCCCAAGAUAACUGCACCGACUUGCCGCUGCACUAUUUUGCCGGCUUUAACAACAUCGGAGAGUGUCGUCUUACUACACAGAACUACAGCCACGCCCUGAGUCCAGCUUUUCUUAUUGAUGGCUACGAUUGGAGUUCCGGCAAGUACUCGACUUGGACUGAAUCCACCUGGUCACAGUUCAGUGCACGCAUCUUCCUGCGUCCGUCCAAUGUGCACCAGGUCACAACUCUCAGCGUUGGCAUUGUGGUGCUGAUCAUCUCCUUCUGCCUGGUGUAUAUAAUUAGCUCUCGAUCGGAAGUCCUCUUCGAGGAUUUGCCGGCUAGCAAUGCCGCAUUAUUUGGUUGAUGUCACAACUGCCACAGCGACGACAUCAUCGCGUUCAGCUGCUCAUUCCACAGAUUUCUGCAUGCAUAGUCGUUCACAGUUUUCAAAGUAGUUAGUCAUAAACCGAUCGAUUGAAGUCUCUGAUUUAUGCGUGCCCUUUUAGGUUGCCGCGACCGACGGCCUGUUAGCCCGGGGAAAUCUGCAGGAAAAUCUGAAGUCAUGCCGGAGCUAAUUGGCAGCUGAAUAAAACAUAAAGACAGACUUAACAAAGACACUAAAAUGAUAUUCUAACUCGUCUUAUUUAAACCAUUAAGCAAACCUUUAUUUAUAUGUAUUUUUGUAUUUUAAACAAGUAAAUUAGCCUCUAGCGACUAUGUUGUAUCAUA